UGUCCAGUUGGCCAUUUCCGGUCUCUCUUCCUCUCUCUUCCUCAAGAAAAUCAGGCGAAGAGAGACAGAAGAAGAGGAGUUUUAAGAGUAAAGGAAGGAGCGCUUAAAGAGUCUUUCUUGCUCUUAGCCUCUCUCCCUCCGCCAAAGAUACAGUCUUUCCACAUUUGUUUUCACCAAGAUGAUCUCCCUGAAUAGAAGCUCUUUUCUGAAUAAGAGCGGAUUAGCUGGGUCUUGUAGCCCUUUCUCUGGGGCGCAGAUAUGCCAGAUAAGACGGACAGCUUCGGUGAGAGUGGUGGCUUUGGGCUCAAACGGCCGGGCAGGGGAGAGAAACGCAUCCGUUCAGAUAGAGAACACGUUGAAGGAAAUGAGAGAAGGCUCCGUGAUUGAUGACGUGGACUCCAAACCUACCGUUGGUGGUGGAGUCCAGGAUGUGUACGGCGAGGAUGCCGCUACUGAGGAGCAAUUCGUCACCCCUUGGAGUCUCUCUGUUGCUAGUGGUUAUUCUUUGUUGAGAAAUCCACACCACAACAAAGGGCUUGCCUUCACUGUAAGAGAGAGAGAUGCCCACUUCCUGCGUGGUCUUCUCCCUCCAACAGUUGCUUCUCAAGAGCUUCAGGUGAAGAAAAUGAUGCACAAUAUCCGCCAAUAUCAACUUCCACUACAGAAGUACAUGGCCAUGAUGGAUCUUCAGGAGAGAAAUGAAAGGCUGUUCUACAAACUUCUCAUUGACAAUGUUGAGGAGUUACUCCCAAUUGUAUACACUCCCACUGUUGGUGAAGCUUGCCAGAAAUAUGGGAGCAUCUUUAUGCGUCCUCAGGGUCUCUUUAUUAGUUUAAAAGAGAAGGGAAAGAUUCUGGAGGUUUUGAGGAAUUGGCCUGAGAAGAAUAUUCAAGUUAUUGUUGUCACUGAUGGGGAGCGGAUUUUGGGUCUGGGAGAUCUUGGCUGUCAGGGGAUGGGAAUACCAGUGGGAAAACUUUCCUUAUACACUGCAUUAGGUGGAGUUCGUCCUUCAUCUUGCUUGCCCAUAACCAUUGACGUGGGUACAAACAAUGAGACACUACUGAAUGAUGAAUUUUACAUUGGGCUCAGGCAAAGGAGGGCUACUGGGCAGGAAUAUGCUGAACUUCUUCACGAAUUCAUGACCGCAGUGAAACAGAAUUAUGGAGAAAAAGUCCUCAUUCAGUUUGAAGAUUUUGCAAACCACAAUGCUUUUGAUCUGCUUGCAAAAUAUGGCACAACGCAUCUUGUUUUUAAUGACGAUAUUCAGGGGACAGCAUCUGUGGUACUUGCAGGGCUAGUUGCAGCUCUGAACUUAGUUGGUGGAACCUUAGCUGACCACAGAUUUCUAUUCCUUGGUGCUGGAGAGGCUGGAACAGGAAUAGCAGAACUCAUAGCCCUUGAGAUUUCUAAGCAGACAAAUGCGCCACUGGAAGAGACCCGCAAGAAGAUUUGGCUUGUUGAUUCAAAGGGAUUGAUUGUCAGUUCCCGGAAGGAAGCGCUCCAACAUUUCAAGAAACCUUGGGCUCAUGAACAUGAACCAAUUAAGGAACUCGUAGAUGCUGUUAAGGAUAUCAAGCCAACAGUGUUGAUAGGAACAUCAGGAGUAGGAAGAACGUUUACUAAAGAAGUGGUUGAGGCCAUGGCCUCCAUCAAUGAGAGACCUAUUAUUCUCUCUCUUUCCAAUCCAACUUCACAGUCAGAAUGCACUGCUGAGGAAGCUUAUACAUGGAGCCAGGGUCGUGCCAUUUUUGCUAGUGGGAGCCCAUUUGCUCCUGUUGAAUAUGAUGGGAAAGUUUUUGUGCCCGGCCAGGCAAAUAAUGCAUACAUUUUUCCUGGUCUCGGUCUGGGUUUAAUUAUGUCUGGUGCUAUCCGUGUUCACGAUGACAUGCUCCUGGCAGCCUCGGAGGCUUUGGCUGCACAGGUGAGCCAGGUGAACUUCUCCAAGGGACUCAUAUACCCACCGUUUACUAACAUCAGAAAGAUUUCGGCGCAUAUUGCUGCUAAAGUAGCUGCCAAAGCUUAUGAACUUGGUCUGGCUACUCGCCUUCCUCAGCCCAAGGAUCUGGUGAAGUGUGCUGAAAGCUGUAUGUACACCCCUGCUUACCGAAAUUACCGAUAAAUUGGUAGAAACUUCACUAGUGUUAUUGUAUGACGUUCACUAUAAUCAACCUCACAGUCAAUUUCUUUUAUUUUUUGAACC
Molecule: messenger RNA, 2200 nt
Organism: Juglans microcarpa x Juglans regia
Lineage: Eukaryota; Viridiplantae; Streptophyta; Magnoliopsida; Fagales; Juglandaceae
Product: NADP-dependent malic enzyme-like
Exons: 20
Coding region: 179-2119 (646 amino acids)
Biological process (GO): pyruvate metabolic process; malate metabolic process
Cellular component (GO): chloroplast
Molecular function (GO): malate dehydrogenase (decarboxylating) (NADP+) activity; malate dehydrogenase (decarboxylating) (NAD+) activity; NAD binding
Source: RefSeq, a predicted model, not a curated record